This is a messenger RNA of Octodon degus (degu), 988 nucleotides long. It is a transcript of the gene Tmem54, whose product is annotated as transmembrane protein 54. The coding region runs from base 100 to 765 and encodes 221 amino acids. NCBI's taxonomy places the organism in Eukaryota, Metazoa, Chordata, Mammalia, Rodentia, Octodontidae. The transcript is spliced from 6 exons. The record is from RefSeq and is a predicted model, not a curated record.
CGCGCCGACGACGGGCGACGAGGAUGGGAGCGGAGCCCCCGGGCAGCCCGCAGCCUCAGGGACCGCGCUGACGCCGGCCGCAGCCACCGCGCGAGCGACAUGUGUGUGCGCCUCGGUGGCCUGAAUGUGGACGACUUCCGGAAGGUGCUGCUGAAGGCGGGCUUGGUGAUGGUGGUGCUGGGCCACUUGAGCUUCGUUGCAGCUGCUAUCCUCCACGGCACUGUGCUGCGCUACGUGACCACACCCCAUGACGCGGUGGCUCUGCAGUACUGUGUGGUCAAUAUCGUGUCGGUCACUUCUGCCAUUGUGGUCAUCUCCUCUGGCAUCGCAGUCAUCGUGUUGUCACGCUACCUCCCCAGCAUGGUUCUGCGCUGGACCGUGUUUAGCUCUAGCAUAGCCUGUGUUCUUCUCACGCUGACCUGUGCCCUUGGCCUCUUGGCCUCCAUCGCAGUGACCUUUGCCACCCAGGGCCGGGCACUGCUAACUGUCUGCACUUUCGGGAGUCCUGAACUACUGGUGCUCACACCUGACUGCCCCUUCGACCCCACACGCAUUUACAGCUCCAGCCUGUGCCUGUGGGGCAUCUCCUUAGUGCUCUGUGUGGCAGAGAGCGUGUUUGCUGUGCGCUGCAUCCAGCUCACCCACCAGGUGCUGGAACUGAGGCCCUGGUGGGGGAAAAGUGGCCACCAUGUGGUGCAGAGCCCAGAACCCGUGGAGGGCCACAACCUGAUGAGCUGCACCAGCUCUGUGCCGCUCACCCUCUGAGAGCCAAUGCCUCAUUCAGCCCCAUGGCCACCGGACCUGCAACCAAGCCUGCACUGUUGUCAAAUGGCUGUCAAGUUCCAGAUGGCCCCAGGAUCCCUGGAGCCAGCCCAAGAGGGCUCAGUUGACCCUUGGGGAUCCAGGAGGGAUGUUUCAGCCCCUGGCCCCAGCCACCUAGCCCACUGCACUGAAACGAAACUUUAUUUGGAAGUUAUUAAAAAGAACA